Molecule: messenger RNA, 1816 nt
Organism: Microdochium trichocladiopsis
Lineage: Eukaryota; Fungi; Ascomycota; Sordariomycetes; Xylariales; Microdochiaceae
Product: glycoside hydrolase
Exons: 1
Coding region: 1-1767 (588 amino acids)
Biological process (GO): carbohydrate metabolic process
Cellular component (GO): beta-galactosidase complex
Molecular function (GO): beta-galactosidase activity
Source: RefSeq, a predicted model, not a curated record
AUGGGACAAGAGACAAUCUCGCCAGAUUCGUCCCUGCUGCCGCAUCUCCGUCAUGGCCCAAACGGCAUCCAGCUCAUCGUCAAGGGCAAGCCCUUCCUCAUGCUCGCCGGCGAGCUGCACAACUCGUCGCUGAGCUCGGCCCGCUUCAUGGCCGACGUGUGGCCCACGAUGAAGGCGCAGUCCAUCAACACGCUGCUAGGUUCCGUCUACUGGGAAAUGAUUGAGCCCGUCGAAGGGCAGUUCGACUUCUCCGGGCUCGACGCUGUCGUCCGGGGCGCACGGGAGCACGGCCUCCACCUCGUCCUCUUGUGGUUCGGCACUUACAAGAACGGCAUGUCGACCUACGUCCCGCACUGGGUGAAGCGCGACGUGAAGCGGUUCCCGCGCGUCCAUGUGCUCGACGAGACCGCCAGCGGCCGGCGCAAGAGGACACUAGAGAUGAUCUCGCCGUUCUCGGACGAGUGUGUCACGGCGGACAGCCGCGCGUUCCGCAGGCUCACGGAGCACCUCGCCGAGAUGGACUCGGAGCAUAACACCGUCAUCAUGAUCCAGGUCGAGAACGAGAGUGGGCUUCUGGGCGACGCGCGGGACCGGUCUCGGGUUGCCGAGGCCGAGUUCGAAAAGGGCGUGCCCUCGGCACUGGUUGAUCAUCUGGUGGCCGCGACCAAAGAUCUGCACCCCAAGUUCAUCCGACGGUUCGGCGAGAGACUCGAGACAGUCGCCAAGGCCAGAUCAGAGGGCAAGGCGACGAGCUGGGAAGCGCUGUUCGGGCCGGGCGACGCCGCAAGCGAGGCGUUCACGGCCAAUGCGAUCUCGACGUACGUGGGCAAGGUCGCGGCGGCGGGCAAGCAGGGAUACCCAAUCCCCAUGUACACCAACACGUGGCUCAACUUUGACGACCCGGCGGCCGCGGCCGCGGCGGCGCUCGAUCUCGAGGGUCUCCCCUUCGUGGCCGGCGGCGGUGCUCAGCCGGGCAUCUACCCGUCCGGCGGACCCUGCCCGCACGUCACUGACAUCUGGCGUUUCAACGCCCCGGCCCUCGACUUCCUCGCGCCCGACUUGUACUUGCAAGACUACGAGGCCGUCUGCAGGGACUACACGGCCCACGCGGACAGCCCGCUGUUCAUCCCGGAGCAGCGCCGGGACGAGCACGGCGCGAGGAGGGUCUGGCUCGCGUAUGCGACGUACGGGGCGCUCGGGACUGGCCCGUUUGGUAUCGACACGGCCCCGGAGGCGAUUGGGAGGGAGUACAAGCUGCUCGCACAGACCAAGGAGUAUCUCCUCAACACGCCGCCCUCGAAGCGGUUCGGCUUCUUCUUUGACGAGCUGCCACAGUCUGGUCCGCCCAAGGGCCAAGAGCACUGGACCAAGAUGUUUGGCGGGCACCUCGAGGUCAUCGUCGAGCGGGCGUUUGUGUUUGGCAAGGCUGGCCCGGGAGGCGGGAUGGUGAUCCAGCUCGGUGGCGAGGACUCGGCCAGGUUCCUGGCGGUUGGGAGGGGAUUCAACGUCCACUUCAAGAGCCACAAGGACGACGCCACGUUCACGGGUAUUCUCGACUCCAGGGAGAAGGAGUAUGUCGAGGAUACUGGGGAGCUCCGCACCCUCAGGACGCUCAAUGGGGACGAGACGAGAAGCGGCAAGUUUCUCAUCAUGCCGAAUGAGGACCCGGACUAUGGGGGAUUUCCCAUUGCGGUGACGAUCCCUGCCAGAACCUGCAUUGCCGAGGUUGAAGCCUACUGGAUCUGUGAGAGCAACGAAGACAUGUAAACAGGUUUCCGCCUAUGCAUGAAACGUCUAUGAUAACUUGUACCUCGUU